UCUGUGCGCAAGAAGCACUCAAACUCAGCAAUGAUCUUAGCCCUACCUUACGACACCAUGGUGCCUCUCCUUGUGCUCUGCCUUCUUUCGCCACUCUUAGUUGCCUCUGCGGAUACAUCCCUUAAGUGUCAACAAGGAACUGAAGGUUCUGAGGUUUCAGACUGUGCCAGUGGUUUGAAUGCCUGUGUGGUCAUCAAGGACGAGAGCACAAUGUUUGGAGUCAAGUUUAGUACAACAUUCUAUACAUGUGGGAAAAAUGAUUCUUGUGCCAAUGCUUUUACCAUCACCAUAGGAGAUGGGAAACAUUUGCGCUCCAGCUCCGCUUGCUGUACUGAAGAUGGGUGCAACAAAAACUUAGAUUGGGGAAAAUAUGCUAACAAAGACCUGGGAGUGGGGAGGACUCAGUGGGUGGUUUUGUGA
Molecule: messenger RNA, 420 nt
Organism: Podarcis raffonei (Aeolian wall lizard)
Lineage: Eukaryota; Metazoa; Chordata; Lepidosauria; Squamata; Lacertidae
Product: phospholipase A2 inhibitor and Ly6/PLAUR domain-containing protein-like
Exons: 4
Coding region: 31-420 (129 amino acids)
Cellular component (GO): extracellular region
Molecular function (GO): phospholipase inhibitor activity
Source: RefSeq, a predicted model, not a curated record